GUGACGCCACUCGGCCAGGUGGACCUCUGCAGCGCCACCUUCACCUACCCGCUGAAGGCCGAGAGGGGCACCUUCCACAUCAGGACACCUGAACGCACCUUCAUCCUCAAGGCCGUGACCCAGGAUCUGAUGCUCUAUUGGCUGCAGCAGCUGCAGGUGAAACGCUGGCAGCACAGAUGGAAAUCCACCUGUCCAGACCUGACAAACAACAACAACAACAACAACACUGCAGGUGACUUCCUGCCCGUGUUGAGCGGGCCGCCGGGUCUGGUGGGGGAGGAGGCGGCCAACGGGCCCACGCCGCGGACGCCGCUCGCCAACAUGUCCAUCAAACACCCGCUCAUCGAGAUCCAGAACUCCGUCCACAGUCUCCGUAAGAGGGCGUCUCAGGAGUGGACUCAGGGUGUGGUUCACGCCGACGCCCCACCGGGGAUCUCCCUGAACUCCACGAGCACUUCUCACCCAAUAACUCCCAAGGUGAUGUCCGUUGAGACUCCGCCCCCUCCCCUCUCAUUGGCCGAGGCAGCGGGCCCGGCGCCCCCGGACUCGCCUUCGCUGUUGGACGGUCGAAGCAGGAGGACGAAGAGCCGCAGCUCGUCCCCUCUGAUGGUCCUCUGCAGAGACACUCUGUCCUCCGACCGGACGUCUCGUCUCCAGCAGGAGAAACGGAUGCUGCUGGAGGACGUGAAAGCUCAGAAGGAGCUGGUUUGGAUCCUCCACAAAGCCUUGGAGGCGUCUCAGCUGGAGAAGCGAACCUGUGCUGAGUUCUUGGUGGAGAAAGGUGAGCAGGAGCGUCUGGAGCUGCUGCGACACCGCGAGCGUCAGGCGGCCGACCUGCGAGGCCGACUGGAGGAGGCGAAGAAGGAGGCGGAGGCCGCUCAGGGGAGCCUGGCUCAGAGGGACGCGCUUCUGGCCGAGCUGCAAGAAAACAUCGACAUGCUGGUGGAGAAGGACAACGCCAAGCAGGAGGUGAUCAUCAAGCUGUCUGAUCAGGUGACCUCAUGUAUGUCUUUUGAUGGCGGUUCGAACUCUCAGACCUCCAGACAGCUUCAGCGAGAGAUGGAGAACCUGAAGGACGACAUCGAGGCCUACAAGACUCAGAACAAAUUCCUGAACUCUGAGAUCCACCAGCUGACGAACCUGUGGAGAACCAGUUCUGAGCAGGAGAAGAGUCUGAUGGUGAAGUGCGCCUACCUGGAGGCCAGUAACUGUCAGGUGGAGAGCCGUUACCUGGGCGUCCUGCGGCAGCUGCAAGAGACCAAAUCUUUAGAUCCGGUCCAGCAGGGGGCCGUCCAGAAGAUGAUCCAGGAGGCCCUGAAAGGAGAGCUGAAGAGCACCCUCAAGCUUACCGUGGCCAGAGAUCACGAUGAGUAUGGCUUUAAAAUCAUCCCGGAGUACGAGGUGGAGGACAUGAAGCUGCUGGCAAAGAUCCAGGCGCUGGAGAUUCGCUCACACAACCUGCUGCAUCAGGACGGUGCAGAGCGCCCCCUGUUGAGUCGCUGGGCUCAGUACCUCGCCGGCAGGUCCGAUGACCUCUGUCCCUCACCUGAGCUCAAAGUUCUGCUGCGAGGCGGCAUCCCUCGGGAGUACCGACAGCAGGUGUGGCGCUGGGUGGUCCGAGCCAGAACCAGGACCAUCAGGGAGCGUCACCCACAGCGCUACCAGCAGCUGUGUGAGAAGAGUCGGACGUGUCCUCAUUCCGCCUCCAGACAGAUCCAGCUGGACCUCCAUCGCACCCUGACAACAAAUCAGCACUUCUCCUCACCCUCUAGCCCCGCCCUCCAGCAGCUUAGCCGCAUCCUAUUGGCCUUCUCCUGGCAGAACCCUGCCAUUGGCUACUGCCAGGGACUCAACAGGUUGGCGGCCAUUGCUCUGCUGGUCCUUCAGAGCGAAGAAGACGCCUUCUGGUGUCUGGUGGCGGUGGUGGAAGCCAUCAUGCCGCAGGACUACUACACUAACAAGCUGGUGGCCUCUCAGGCGGACCAGCAGGUGCUGAAGGACUUCCUGGUGGAGAAGCUUCCCAGACUGGCGGCUCACUUUGAGGACCACAGCGUCGACGUGUCUCUCAUCACCUUCAACUGGUUCCUGGUCGUGUUCGUGGAGAGUCUGCCGAGCGACAUCCUGCUGCCGCUGUGGGACGCCUUCCUGUAUGAGGGCACCAAGGUGAUCUUCAGGUACGCUCUGGCUCUCCUCAAAUACAAAGAGGACGACAUGUUGAAGAUCCACGACGGCGUGGAGAUCUACCAGUACCUGCGCUUCUUCACCAAGACCAUCUCUGACGGCAGGAGGUUGACGGGCAUCGCCUUCAACGACAUGAACCCGUUCCCCGGCCGCCUGCUGAGGAACCGCCGGGCGCUUCACCUGGCUCGUCUGCAGGGAGAGCUGCGCGAGCUGGAGGAGCAGCAGAGGGAGUUCGUCACGGAGAGCGCCGAGCGCAGAGACAAGGAGCUGGACGCGGCGGUCAGCGAGGACGACGAGGAGCUCUGAUCCCACGCACCACUUUACUUAUGACGGCCCAACGGAUUCUGUACUCAUAUAUAUAUAUAUAGAUAUAUAUAUACAUAUAUAUCUAUAUAUAUAUAUCCCACGCACCACUUUACUUAUGACGGCUCAACGGAUUCUUUACUCAUAUAUAUAUAUAUAUAUAUAUAUUAUAUAAC
Molecule: messenger RNA, 2660 nt
Organism: Cyclopterus lumpus (lumpfish)
Lineage: Eukaryota; Metazoa; Chordata; Actinopteri; Perciformes; Cyclopteridae
Gene: tbc1d2
Product: TBC1 domain family, member 2
Exons: 16
Coding region: 130-2487 (785 amino acids)
Source: RefSeq, a predicted model, not a curated record